This is a messenger RNA of Symbiodinium sp. CCMP2456, 372 nucleotides long. The record is from the annotation of a GenBank genome assembly. Lineage: Eukaryota; Dinophyceae; Suessiales; Symbiodiniaceae.
AUGGCGACCAGCGCGCCGCUCCUGGGUAAGGAAGGCAAGAAGGCCGCCCAUAGCAAGGCAUCCAUCUUCUACGGAGCAGAUGAGUAUCUUGAGGAUCCGGGCCGCACCUGGCCUGUCCUUCAUAACGUGAUGGCCAUGGUUCUGGGAGGAAAGCACCGCUGGAACGAGAUGCUCUUCCACGAUGUACAUCAUGCGUUCCCCAACGCGGUCGGCACGCUGAGCCAGCGCGGCCGCUUCCAUGGCUGGGAGAAGGUGCACGACGCUGCCGCCGAGGUUCUGCACCGUGGACUGUGGAAGCCCAAUGGUGAUGAGGAGACCCAGAUGCAGAAGACCCAGAAGAAGCGCUCUUUGAUGAUGAAGCAGGGCAAGUAA